AAUUGGACGAGAGAGGGCGUUAUUGUUUCGGUCGUUAAUUAUUUUGCAUACUCGCUGCGCUGAAUUUAACAAAAUGCCCGAAGUAAUAAAGAUACCCAGUGAUCAGGAACUCAAUGUACCUGUGCUUCCUUUAACAUCAUCAGCGUUAAGAAGUGGUGCUCAUCAUCUCGCAAGACAAUGUGAUAAGCCAAACAAGGAAUUUAUACUUUGCAAGGAAGAAGAGAAAGAUCCCAGAAAAUGUCUCAAGGAGGGUCGAAUGGUGACAGAGUGUGCCUUCAACUUCUUCAAGCAGAUCCAGACAUCUUGCAAUGAAUCUUUUACUGACUAUUGGACUUGUCUAGACUACAAUGAGCAAAAGUUUCCAAGAUGCCGCAAAACCCAGGCAAAGUUUGACAAAUGUGUUCUAGACAAUCUAGGCUGGAUUCGACCUGAGCUUGGAGAAAUCAACAAGGUUACCGUUGUAAAGACUGACAGACCACUGCCAGAGCCUAUGCCAAGGCACAAGCCAGAACCAACCUAUCUGCCUGAAAUUGAACCAGGCAGUACGCCAGCUCCUAAGCAUGGGUCCAGAUGGUUUUUCUGGUGGUGAAAACAAAUUUUCUUCAUAGGUUUGAAUUUGUGUGUUUUACAUACAUUUAUCUGUUUCUCUAACAUUCAUAACAUUUUGUGCUAUGAACUAUAUUUAGAUUUAGAGACUUACCACAGGGAUUAUUUGAGAAUGUCACUAUUGUUACACAUAAUUAUAUAGUUGAUAUACCCUUACAUGGCAUACUUUUAUUUCUCACCUUUAGUGCCCUGCAAGAGCAAAAUAGUUGCUUCAAAUUUAACACUAAGUGAAAUGUCAUCAAGCUCUAAACUUUCUCAUUAAUAAAUCUUGAGUUUGCAUGCUUGUUACAAAUUUUAGGGAAAUUAUAUUUUGGCGUGAUUUUCCGAGUUUAUUUUGAAGUGCACAAUGAACCCUUUUAAAAUGCUCCAAAAAAUAAGAAACAUAAUUUUUGACAAACUUGUAGUUUGGAGUGCAAGUGGAGAUUAUAAUGAUUAGUCAGAAUGAUCAACUUUACAUAAAUUUAUUGUUAAAUGUUACCAAAAAUAUUUUGAGAUUUGUUCAAGUGCGUCAUGUACUCAUGUUUAUAGAGAACACUCGGCUGAAUUUGUGCCCAAAUUCCGGAUGCCACCUUUUAAAAAAAAAUUGGACUAAAUUUCAUGACACUGAAAUUGGUUCACCAGCAAGCAUGAUUAAGGUCAAGGUACCAGUAUUUAAGGGAAUACAUUUUAAUGUUCUUAACAAAGAGGUUUGCCGGUCAAGAAUACAUAUAAGUCUGUCACGUAAGGGUACUCCACUCAAUAUGUUAUUAACCCUAACCCCCUAGUACUUCCUCAGGACUACCCUGCUAAAUCCAACAGAGUCCAACCGGACUUUCCUGUUCAAUCCACUGUGCCUCAUUUUCAGUUGUUUGCUGAAUCCAAUGGAGUCCAACAAUGCGUUAUAAUGCAGUUCAGUUGCCUGCUUGAAUCCAACAUUUUGCAUGAGGAAGGUACACAAGGGGUUAACUGCUCAAUCCAACAGGCUCCAUCAGGUAUGUGACAUAGUUGGAUCCUGUUGGCUUCAGCAGGGUUAUAUGGUUUGAAUAACCACAAACCUCGCGUGAGCAAUCUAUAACAGAAAAAAUUCCAGCAGAUUGGAAAUCAAACAGUCACAAAAUAACAAAUUUGUACGGGCCUUUUACAUUUAGGAAUGAUGCCAGACAAAAUAGACUAACACUGUAGAUUUCAUGUGUGUAAGUGGUACUCUGUCUAGGAAAUUACUAUAUGCAUAUUGUAUAGAAUAUUGAGUGACACCGGAAGUAUUUCACAUGAAAGAAUGACAUUACAAAGCAAUUUUUUGACCAGCUGUCAAUUUGUUCUUACUGUUUCUCCUGAUUCUUGUAAUGUUUUUGUUAAUUUUUUUCCCUAUUAAAAGCUGGACAAAAGACAAAUAUGUAUUAAAACUAAAGAGCACACAUACCUUCUUAUUUAUUGAUUAUUCUAAUUUCAAAAGUUACUUUUCAAAUGUGUAUAAAGAAGUGGCAAGUUUGAUUUGCUAUUGUUGCGCCUCCAAAAAGAAAAUUGGAAACGGUGAAAGUAGCCAGUGCACUCCCUGUUUUUCUUCCUUCGCUUUUACAUGUAUAAUUAUUUUUGGUUUAAUUAUAGGUUUUUGCUAUUCGAUUUUGCAACUUAUUGUAAUCAGACAGAAUUUUCACUCAAAUUCCCUCCAAAAUGGGCCUUUUUGCCACUGCCUAUACCUGUGCAUUGUUUUCAUACAAUAUGAAAACCAAAAAUUUAAAGGGACACUACGUCCUGGAACAGCCCAAUUGGGUUACAAAACGCGCUUUGAACGAAAUGAUGUUAAUCGGAAAGAACAUUUAAAACUAUGCUUAAAAAAACUGGGCGUUUUUGUGUUAUUCCUGUAUUAUGCGUGCGAGAAUGACUUCAGGGGUCCACUUUUGCGACUCCAAAAAGUCGUGCGACUUCAAAAAGUCGAGCUGUUUGUGACGUGCUAGUUGUGAUUAAAGUGUUCGCCUUUUGCGGACGUGUAAGAAACCACA
Molecule: messenger RNA, 2585 nt
Organism: Patiria miniata (bat star)
Lineage: Eukaryota; Metazoa; Echinodermata; Asteroidea; Valvatida; Asterinidae
Gene: ndufa8
Product: NADH dehydrogenase [ubiquinone] 1 alpha subcomplex subunit 8-like
Exons: 4
Coding region: 74-589 (171 amino acids)
Biological process (GO): mitochondrial electron transport, NADH to ubiquinone
Source: RefSeq, a predicted model, not a curated record